This is a messenger RNA of Manis pentadactyla (Chinese pangolin), 2127 nucleotides long. RefSeq names its product NUT family member 2F-like. NCBI's taxonomy places the organism in Eukaryota, Metazoa, Chordata, Mammalia, Pholidota, Manidae. The transcript is spliced from 8 exons. The coding region runs from base 1 to 2127 and encodes 708 amino acids. The record is from RefSeq and is a predicted model, not a curated record.
AUGAGUGCCCUGCGGCUCACGGGCUGUGCGUUUCCAGUGCCGGGCCCGCAGGGGACCGUCAACCUUGGCACCUUCGUGUCAUCUUUCACAGUGCUGCCGUCAGCCCCUCCCGUCCUCGGCCCGCCACACUGGGCCCCCUGGCAGCAGCACCCACCGAACGUCCUGGGCCCAGUGUUGCCCCCAGGAAGCACCCUGGUGCUGCCGACUCUUCCCAGCACGCCGUUGUUCCUGGCGGCCUCGGGAGUGAAGACCAUCCUGCCCGCCCCUCCUGCCUGGAGCACCCAGGCUAGCGAUGAAGGCUGGUCCCUGCACCGUCCACCUCGAGCUGCAGUGCCAGCUGCCCAGCUGGCCUCUGGCGGGCUCCCAGCAUUGGCCAGUCCUCGUCCACCUGGGGCCGCUAGGAACAGCGGCCCGGCCUGCUCGCAGCCCACCGCCUCGCCCGGGAACGCCUGCCACCGCACCAGCAUGAACGAAAAGUUCCGGCGCUGGCAGCACUGCAAGCCCCUGGCCCGCAGGCACCUGCCCCAGAGUCCCGAUGCGGAGGCACUGUCCUGCUUCCUCAUCCCACUGCUUCGGACCCUGGCCCGCUGGAACCCCACCAUGACCCCGGAGGAGGUCCUGCAGCGGGGCGUGCAGAAGUGGCAUUGUCUAAGCAAGUCAGAGCGCAGCAUCUACUAUGUGAUGGCGGGAAGGUUCAUGGAGUUCGAGGCCGAGGAGGCGAGGCAAUGUCAGAACGCACAGUGGAUGAAGGCGGCGCAAGGCGUGCCUAAUCCAGCACCCCUCAGGCCUGUUCCUCGGGCGCCCUCAGCCCCAGAGCGGGGCCAGAAGCGAGCUGGCCAUGACCCCCCACGGGAAUGUCCCCGAGCUCCGUCCUCCCUGAGCACGCUCAGUGCUGGGAAGGUGCGGCCAGCCUACCCACACUCCUUCCCUGCACCCUCCUCAGCACGCAUCCGCGAGAAGGCCAGCGCCGGGGCCCAGUCCGCCAACGCCCAGCCACCGCGAUGCCGGCAGAGCCCGCACACCGAGGCGCCGACGGAGAUCCCCCUCGAGGCCGUGGCAGAGGGCCUGGAGAUCAUGGAGGGGCUGCUGGGGCCCAGCGGCCCAACUCAGGGGCUGCCCGGUGAAGAACGUGGGGAGGAUAGCUCCAAGCCGCCACAGGGAGAGGAGGGCGUCUAUCCAGACCCGGGUCUCCUGACCUACAUCAAUGAGCUUUGUGCCCAGGGAGACUUUCUCAACAAGGCGGACGCAGUUCUGCACCCACGCUUCCUGGCGGAGUUGCCCUGCCCGGAAGCCCAGCUGGAUCUCUUGGCCCUCGCUGAGGAGCUGGAGCAGGAGGAAGGACUGUCUUUGGCACAGCUGGAGCAGAAGCGACUCCUGGAACUGAAGCAGGAGGAGGGUGUGCAGGCCCCCGCGAGUCACGGCACACCCCGACUGGACUCAAGGCCUUCUGGGUCUGAGGCCGGCCAGGAUCCCCAGAGGCACGGCCACGGCCCCCAGCUAGGGGCCAGCGACCAAGCCUGCCCACCAGAGUCUGGUUGCGGGCAGCGCCAGGCGCACAGCCGAGGAGACGCUGGCGUGUGGAGGCCCGAAGCCUUCGCUGCCUCUCCAGGACGCCAGGAGCCCCCUCCCCUGAAGGCUGGCUGGCGGCCCCAUGCCCCCCAGGCUCGGUGCCGCACUUCGCCCAGCCUGGGGCCCAGGCUCGCCACUGCUCCGGGAGAGACCUGUCCUGCUCGGGAGCCCCUGGGGCCCACGGGCAGGCCCAGUGAGGGCGAGGAGGAGCUCCCCAGCCUGGCCUUCCUCCUGGCAUCUCAGCACACACUGCCAUCCUGGGGACUGCCCCAGAGUCCUACUCCAGGCUCAGACCUCCUCCGCCCUGGAGUACCCCAGGCCCGCUCUCCCCAGAAGCCGGGCCUCAGCCCCGCUGGCCCUCCAGCUGGCAAGGCCAGCAGUCGGGCCCCGUGUGCAGGCCCAGCCCCUGCUGGGAAGACACCCCUGCCAGGGGCCAGCCUCGGGGUCGCUGGGGGACCAGCCUUGGCUCUGGGGCUGGGCUGCCCCUCACAGCCCCGGAAGAGAAGGGGGGACCCUUUCGGCACAGGGAAGGGUAGGAAGCGGCCCUGCAGCCAGUAG